Ilyonectria robusta is the source of this 540-nucleotide messenger RNA. RefSeq lists its product as uncharacterized. The transcript has 2 exons. Bases 1 to 540 code for a protein of 179 amino acids. The record is from RefSeq and is a predicted model, not a curated record. NCBI's taxonomy places the organism in Eukaryota, Fungi, Ascomycota, Sordariomycetes, Hypocreales, Nectriaceae.
AUGGCUGUCGGAGAGUGGAAAGACGAGUACCACGACCCGGCUUUUGCUGAGCAAGAGCAGGAGAUCCUGCAACACUACAAGGAUUGGGCCUACUUUGCCAACUUCAAGUUCAAGGUUGAUCCGGACCAGGGGCACAACUUCUACGAUCUUGAUGAUGUCUUGUACUACGAUUUGAUGGGCGUCGUAACGCGUGGUAGCUUCGGCGCGCACUUCGACCGAAUUGGACCUUACUUUGCCAAUGCUCACAUCGCAUUCAAAGACCUCGAGGUUUAUGCCACAUCGCCCACAUCGGGCUGGUCCAGUAUGGUCCAGCGGUACUGGGGAAAAUCGACCGAUGGUGUCGACUUUGAUUUCACCUUUCGCAUUACUGGCAUCUUGCAGAAGAAGGACGGGGGCUGGCGCUUUGUCCAUGAACAUGUCUCAUUCCCAGUGGAUAUGAAAACACAAAAGGCCGACUUCAGCUGUGGUCUGGAGGCCAGUGUGGCAUUGUAUAUUGGCAAGGAUCGAGACCAGGCCGAGAAGGAUGGCAAGGCUUAUUGA